Molecule: messenger RNA, 1291 nt
Organism: Alternaria alternata
Lineage: Eukaryota; Fungi; Ascomycota; Dothideomycetes; Pleosporales; Pleosporaceae
Exons: 2
Coding region: 276-1202 (308 amino acids)
Source: RefSeq, a predicted model, not a curated record
CCGGUGUAUGAGUUGCUAAACGAAGUCUCGAACUAGCGCAUUGAGAUACCACUGAAGGUGACCGGAUUCCAGGUCCGUCGGACUAGAGCCAAUGGUGUUCCGGGAAUGUGGCUGCACUAGAUCUUGGCCCAUAGUGCUCUGCCGCUCUACCUAAUUAGCCAAUAUCCGUAGGGCUGGCUAGCGUCCUAAACAGUAGAACCAUAUAAAUGAGUUCUUUGCCUAGACUUAUGGUUGUGUGAGUUUUGGCGAUUCUAUAGGGUCAACCUUUCUUAACCAUGCAUCUCUCUGUUUUCCUUCCAUUCUUGGCUCUAACAGCAGCAACUCCGCUACUGCCACACUCACACCAACCCAAAUCCAACAUCAAAUGCCCCAUAAUCUUCGACGGUCGCAUCGCCUCCAACCUGACUCUCCAGUCUUUUGACACAGCUCAAGGAUCCACCCCUUACAAUCCCGACUUCGUCAAAGGUGAGAACCGUACCUGGUCCUCCAUCCUUCUCUUCCCUUCACCCAAAACCGCCCCGCAAUCCCGUUUCGACAAUCCGCGUCAACACAAGCCCCUCGAAGUGACCAUCGAUGACGGCUCGUUGUUUCGUGCGGGCGAAAACCUGCAGACUGGCUUCCGCCGUGCAGGUCUUCUGCUGAAAGACGACCAGAAUGACGCUGGUGCUGAUGCUUCAGACAAGGGUAUUGUGACGUUUCAUUGGAGCAUUAAACAAGACGAACGGAGGCCGCUGAAUCUGAGUCACGAGUAUAUGAAUGUGUGGCAUGAGAAGGCUGAUUACUCGGGCAACCAGUUCAUGUUCGUUGGUGGUGUUGUGCUUGUUGGUGAUGGUGGGACGGGUGUGGACACGAAGCGGGAAAGGGAGACUUGGAAGAUCCAGAAUGCGAAGAAUGAAUUCAUCUUCACGACGAAGAUUUCGAGGAGGGAAUGGCAAAAUUUUGGAGUGCAGUUGGAUUAUGUGCGGAAUACGAUCAAGGUUUAUUACUCCACAGGCGACAAGCCGUUGAAAGCGGUCAGCAAGGCUUUACCAAAUGACAAUGCUGGAGGAGGUCAGCUGCAGAUCGGUAUUGCAAAGAAACCUACAGAGACAGAGACGGUGGUAUUCGAUGGGUACCAAGAGCACAUACCACUGCGCGGUGAAGGACAGAUUUAUGGAGGCAUUUUCGUAGAAGAUAGCUCGGCUGGGUGCGUGAGUAUGUGAGUUGCGCAGAACAGUGUCAGGUGCGUGGCCAUAUAUUGGUGAACGUAUGUUACCGAUUGAUAAAUCCUAGAGAAAUGGGAUGAGACCAG